Messenger RNA from Guyanagaster necrorhizus, 1647 nucleotides. RefSeq lists its product as uncharacterized. The transcript is spliced from 9 exons. Bases 1 to 1647 code for a protein of 548 amino acids. Lineage: Eukaryota; Fungi; Basidiomycota; Agaricomycetes; Agaricales; Physalacriaceae. The record is from RefSeq and is a predicted model, not a curated record.
AUGAUGCUCAAUUUCGCCCCGCACAGCGUCUCUUACCUCGUCUCUGUCGACAUAGAGACGCCCAAGAAACACCGUAUUUUCUCUACAGAACGCUUCAAGUCGCUCACCAAGCGAGUAAAAUGGAGACGUCGACAGGCCGACCUCUCUCCUUUGCACGAGUUACCAAUCCCUAUCGAGAAGCCACUGCCACCCAUCCCGACGGAAGAGUACACGACUGUACCUCCAGUUAUCACUUACUGUCUGGUCGACCCCGUUGAGCUAACAGCUUCCCCGUCACCGCAUAUUGGUCUUGACCUCUGUCGGUUAUUUUUCCCUCCGUCAAUGAUCGUCCACAGGACGAUCGCUUUUAUGCCUUGCGUCAAGAGGUGUACAAGUUGGUCACAAAACAGUGAGCCAACGGUCCAUAUGUCCACCUUGUUGUCAUUUAGAGACCUCUGGUUUUCUGAUAUAUUACAGUGCUCAGACACUAGUUCCCUUGGAGUUGUUGACGAGACCGAAGCAUUCACUCCAGUCACGGUUACGCAUUGUUACCCUCAGGCACACUGGGCAAGGGCUGACCAGAACCUCGCUGACAUCGCAUAUCGACGUUUACUGCCAGUCUCCACUGAGAUUUCCAGCACUAGUGACUAUUCCGCAGAUGAGGCAGAGGAUACGCCCAUGGCUCGGCGUUCAUUCUCACCGCCAUCGAACUCGGUCCUUCGUUCCAGUUCCUCAGACGCAUCCUUUCAAGGUCCCCUCCCAUCCGGCAGCCUUCUGCUUGAUGAUUUCCGCACGAUGGCUGACACAAUAUCCUUCCCAUCUGUCAACAAUCUCAUGCAGGACGAUGCCUUUUCUGCAUUGUGUCGAGCAGUAUAUGAGGACGUCAGAGAGGCUGCCGGGCCAAUGGCCCAAGUAUCGACGUCACUGUCAGUGAGGGAUCUACGAUCCCCCGAUUGUUCAUGGCGGACGGCUUCUAGUUCUGUUGGAGUCCUUGACGACACUGGAAGCGCCCAUGGGAAGAACACCCAUUGCGUCCUACUGCCGGCCGUCUCCACCGAGAUUUCUGGCACUCAACAAGAUUCUUCGGACAAGGUCCCAGACGCGUCUAUGGCUCGCCCUUCAUUUCUACGGCCGUCGAACCUGGUCUUUCGUUCGGGUUCUUCAGAUUCUUCCGUUGAAGAUCUGGAGAUUAAUAAACCGUCAGAGGCACCAACAGCCUCACCUAUUGUCACGGGUGUCCCGUCGUUGCGUAUUCCAAAACUGACCCGGAAAAAGGGGACUGUCCCUCCCGUUCGGAUCACUGGACCCACUCACACCGGCAGGCCGUCCCCGUCCCCGUCCCGCAUUCCAACCAGUCUGGUAAGGGGCAACGACCUCGAACAGAUGUAUUACCCUCUGUUCCCUCGUUGCCGUCCUCCCAGCCAAAUACUAGGCAACUCCGUUUCCCCGCACCCAUGCCGACCAGGCGCACGCAAGAAGAAAGCGGCUCCCCUGCGCGUCGAGCACAUUGUAGGGCCUGUUCUUUGCGAUCCUCGCGAUGAAUCAACCAUACAGAAACAUCAACGAGCACAUGGAGAUGAGAGGAUGUCGGUCGCACGCCUACUGCGUUGCCGUGUUGGGUACCUUAGGGACGACCAACUGGUCACUGGAGGAGGGCUGAUACGCUAA